This is a messenger RNA of Polychytrium aggregatum, 1092 nucleotides long. RefSeq names its product protein KIN-1, isoform b. Gene Ontology annotation, biological process: protein phosphorylation. Bases 1 to 1092 code for a protein of 363 amino acids. The record is from RefSeq and is a predicted model, not a curated record. Gene Ontology annotation, molecular function: ATP binding; protein kinase activity. NCBI's taxonomy places the organism in Eukaryota, Fungi, Chytridiomycota, Chytridiomycetes, Polychytriales. The transcript has 2 exons.
AUGGACGUGCUUGCGAGCCAGGAUCUGAAUCCAGGAUCGUCCCGCCAGCAUGGCUCUAAGCAGAACGAAGCCAGCGAUCCUGUCGAGGAGGAGCCGCCACCGCCGCCGCAUUCGAAACGCACUCUGAAAGACUUUACGGUCGAGCGGACCCUUGGCAAGGGCGCCUUUGCACGAGUGCACCUGGUGCGAUCCAAGGAAACGGCGACGCUGUAUGCGAUGAAGUGCAUGCGAAAGGACCGUGUCCUCAAGACCCACCAGGUCGAGAAUGUGAUCAACGAGAGGAACCUCAUGGCCCGACUCCGGUGUCCCUUCUUGGUGCCGUUCAUCGAGAGCUUCCAGGACAACGAGCACCUGUACAUCUUGGUCGAGUUCCUGGCGGGCGGCGACCUGUUCCACCUGCUGAGGCACCGACAGAUGUUUGACGAAGAAACGACCCAGUUCUAUGGCUGCCAAGUGCUCUUGGCCCUGCACUACCUCCAUCGCCACAAGAUUGUCUUCCGAGACCUCAAGCCCGAGAACAUCCUCCUGACGGCCGAGGGCAACGCCAAGCUCGGGGACUUUGGCUUUGCCAAGAUCAUCGAGGGCACCACAACGACCUUUUGCGGGACGCCAAGUUACAUCCCACCGGAGAUGCUGCAGCGCAAGCCAUACGGAUUCAUGGUGGACUGGUGGGGCUACGGAGUGCUGCUGUUUGAGAUGGCGAGCGGAUGCAGCCCCUUCCAGAGCUGGACCUGCCAAAAGACGUACGAGCGCAUCUUGUCCGGCAAGAUCCAGUGGCCCCCGCCAGACCGCGGCCAGUGCUUCUCGGACAAUCUCUUGGAUCUGAUCAUCAAGCUCCUGGUGCUGGAUCCGCGCCGCCGGGUGGGAUACAAGGGCGACGGCGAUGAGGUUCGGCGGCACCGCUGGUUUGCUGGGGUGGACUGGCGAAGCGUCAACGAGCGCAAGAUCACCCCGCCCGAUAUCAGCAGCGAUCGCCGGCUGUCACGCAUUGGCGACUCGGUGGCCGGGGCACCGAGUCUCGGAAUCCGGCUCAGCGAGUCCUCGGUGGCCGCCCGGAAGAGCACAAUGGAGAUUGCCUUUGAGGAUUUCUGA